Molecule: messenger RNA, 306 nt
Organism: Volvox carteri f. nagariensis
Lineage: Eukaryota; Viridiplantae; Chlorophyta; Chlorophyceae; Chlamydomonadales; Volvocaceae
Exons: 2
Coding region: 1-306 (101 amino acids)
Biological process (GO): cellular response to heat
Cellular component (GO): cytoplasm
Molecular function (GO): ATP binding; ATP hydrolysis activity
Source: RefSeq, a predicted model, not a curated record
AUGUAUGUUCGUUCAGUGGGUGCCGGAAGUGCGGAGGGCGGUCUGGACGCCGCCAACAUCCUCAAGCCCGCACUGGCCCGUGGGUCGCUUCGCUGCAUUGGCGCCACCACCCUGGACGAGUACCGCAAACACGUGGAGUCGGACCCCGCAUUCGCACGCCGCUUCCAGAGUGUGCUUGUGGAGGAGCCCGGGGAGGCCGAGGUGGUGUCCUGGCUGCGGGGUCUGGCCCCCCGCUACCAGCAGCACCACGGGGUGCGGUUCACGGAGGGGGCGCUGAGGGCGGCGGCCACUUGCGCGGCGCGGUGA